Verruconis gallopava is the source of this 1972-nucleotide messenger RNA. RefSeq lists its product as uncharacterized. The transcript is spliced from 2 exons. The record is from RefSeq and is a predicted model, not a curated record. Gene Ontology annotation, molecular function: NADP binding; flavin adenine dinucleotide binding; N,N-dimethylaniline monooxygenase activity. Lineage: Eukaryota; Fungi; Ascomycota; Dothideomycetes; Venturiales; Sympoventuriaceae. Bases 71 to 1822 code for a protein of 583 amino acids.
CCCUCUCUCUUUUCAUAUCAUAAACCUCUCAUCUAUUUGUGCGGUUUUCUUCUGUUCGUGAUACCCCAUAAUGGCUGACUUCGUUGUCCCCCACACCAAGCCAGUCACCGACGCAAAGUCGCGGCUGGAAGCCCCAAUUCACGCAGAGAGACAUGUUAAGGUCAUUUGCAUUGGUGCCGGAGCGUCCGGCCUGUUGAUGGCCUACAAGAUCCAAAAGCAUUUCAACAACAUGGAGUUGACCGUUUUUGAAAAGAACCCAGAGGUCUCAGGAACGUGGUACGAGAACAGAUAUCCGGGAUGUGCAUGUGACGUGCCGGCGCACAACUACACAUGGUCUUUCGAGCCAAAGCUGGACUGGUCUGCUGUCUAUGCCAGUAGCAAGGAGAUCUUCCAAUACUUUGAUGCCUUCGCCCGCAAAUACCACCUCCACAAAUACGUGCAAACAUCGCAUCAAGUCAUCGGUGCCUACUGGAACAAGCAGAAAGGUGGCUAUGACGUUAAGGUCAAGAACCUGAAAGACGGGUCUGAAAAGUCUGAGCACUGCGAUAUCUUGAUCAACGGCAGCGGUAUUCUCAACAAUUGGAGAUGGCCCGCCAUUCCAGGUAUUGAAAAAUACAAAGGAAUUCUUCUACACACUGCCAACUGGGAUGAAAGUGUCAAUCUCGAGGGUAAACACGUCGGUCUUAUUGGCAAUGGUUCUUCCGGAAUCCAGGUGCUUCCCACAAUUCAGCCCAAGGUUAGCAAGGUCACUACUUUCAUUCGAGAGCCAACCUGGGUCUCGCCAGUACAAGGCCUUGAGCAACAUGUCUUUAGCGAUCAAGAGAAGUACGAGUUUGCCACAAAGCCCGGAAAACUGCUUGAGUACCGCAAGCUCGUGGAGCGAGGUUUGAACGGUCAAUUCGGCAUCUUCCUUAAAAACACACAGAUCAAUAACGAGACACAUGAGUACAUGAAAGCGCAAAUGAAGGAGAAGCUGCAGAACCCGUAUCUUGAGGAGCGUCUUAUCCCAGAAUGGUCGGUUGGAUGUAGACGAUUGACACCAGGUGUUGGCUAUCUUGAGGCCCUUGGCAAACCAAAUGUCAAAACUGUUUAUGGAGAGAUUUUGGAAAUUACUGAAAAGGGAUGCAAGUGCGACGAUGGAAACGAGUAUCCAGUCGAUAUCCUUAUCUGUGCUACUGGAUUUGACACUGGCUUCAAGCCACGCUUUCCAAUCAUCGGCCCAGACGGAAGGAAUCUGCAGGACGUUUGGUCUGGCACUGCCGAGUCAUAUUUUGGUAUCGCGGCUGCCGGAUUCCCCAACUACCUGAUCUUCCUUGGUCCCAACUGCCCUAUUGGCAACGGACCGGUCCUAUGUGCUAUCGAGUGUCAGGCAGACUACAUGUGCAAGAUGAUUGACCGUUAUCAGACUCACAACAUCAAGGAAUUUGCGCCGAAGAAGGAGGCCGUGGAUGAUUUCGUCGCACACAAGGACUUCUUCAUGCAGCGAACGGUCUGGAAUGAUCCGUGCCGAUCGUGGUACAAGGCUGGAAGCAUCGAGGGCAAGAUCACUGCAUUGUGGCCUGGCUCAACUUUGCACUACAUGGAAGCAAUGGAGGAGCUCAGAUUGGAGGAUUGGGACGUGAAAUAUGAAGGCAACAGAUACGCCUACCUGGGCAAUGGCUACAGCCAGACCGAAGUGGAUCCAACUGCUGACUGGGCUUACUAUAUUCGUGAGCAUGACGACGGCUUGCCACUGUCAACAGCUGGUAGGAGGAAGCUGCAGAACAAGAGCGGCACAGUAGAGAAGAACGAAGGAGUAUCGUUCUCUGGCGCCAAGCUAUGAGUAUUUGACAUAUUAGACGGAUACCUUGAGACGAGAAGAGGAUUCACAUGUUAAGGAUUUGCAUGUUAAAUUAUCCUGACGUUGUAUUACAUUAGUAUGAACUCAAUUUUGUCAAUGAAAAGAAGUCUUCAUAAUGAGCCUACGUCGUGC